CCGGAGGGAAGAAGAAGGCGCUGCAGGAAACUGCCUGGGUGGGGCUCGGCGGAGAGAAGGGGCUUCCGAAGACACGGCGCGAGGUUCGUCCCCUCAGCGGAGAGAGCGGGAGAGCUGCGCCGAAAGGCCUGGCGGGCGAAGUGGAGCGAAGCCGAGGGGCGGGUUUGGGCUUUUUGCCCCCGAAGCGCCGGGAAGAAAUCCUGUUGUGAAUAAUUGGAUGUUGAAAAACAAGUGUCAAUCAUGGCUGAAUUGUCACAAGAAGAAAUUCAACUGAAAGCCCAUCAAGUUACAGAUGAGUCUUUGGAAAGCACAAGGAGGAUCCUUGGCAUGGCCAUUGAGUCCCAAGAUGCUGGAAUCAAAACCAUUACCAUGUUAGAUGAACAAGGCGAAAAGUUAAACCACAUAGAAGAAGGUAUGGAUCAAAUAAACAAAGACAUGAAAGAAGCUGAAAAGAACUUGACAGAGCUUAAUAAGUGCUGUGGUCUCUGUGUCUGUCCGUGCAAUAGAACAAGGAAUUUUGAGUCUAGUAAAGCAUAUAAGACAACUUGGGGUGAGAACUCUGAAAAUUCAGGUGAUCAUAUAAUAACCAGACAACCAGGACAGGCAGGAAAUUACCAACAACAGACCUCAGGAGGACCAGCUGGAGGAUACAUAAAGCGGAUAACAAAUGAUGCCAGAGAAGAUGAGAUGGAGGAUAACUUAACUCAAGUGGGGCAUAUCUUGGGAAAUCUGAAACAUAUGGCCUUGGAUAUGGGCAGUGAGAUCGAUUCACAAAACAAGCAGAUAGACCGGAUAAAUGAGAAGGCUGAAACCAACAAAGACCGUAUUGACCAAGCCAAUGCAAAAGCCAAAAAGCUUAUUGAGAACUGAUAGCCAUUGCCAGUUUUGAGUCAACUGAAAUCUUUUUUCAUUCUACAAAUAUCCUCAAUUUCCAAAGAGAAAUAACUGUUCAGAAAAUGAAACAAAGCAGAACAUUAUUGUAUUGUACGUUUAGUUUGAAAAUCCAGGAAAAUAGCACAACAGAAGUGUAACUUUCUUAUUCAUGUUCGUAUCCUCAGGGCUUCAUUUUCCUUGGUUUUGUACUUUCUGUGAGAUUAGUCUUACUACUACCACCCCCUUUUUUUUUUUCUUUACUCUCCUUGUGGCAACUCAGAGAUGGAGUGCAAACUGACUGAUUAAAGGUAAAGAGGAUGCACUCACUAGAUUUAAUUACCUCACUUAAUAAUACUACAUGUCAUCACUGAAUUGGUAGAUGAUUGGUUUUCAUGAAAUGUACAUAUUUAUAGAAAUUAAGUUUGCCCCUACUUUUUCAAAAUAUUUGAUUUCAUUACCAAGUUUUCCAUGAUGGGGAAAGAUGAUAAUGGAUAUAUAAUAAAGUAUACUUCCAAGCCAUAGCUAUUCUAACUUGCAUGCAAAUUAGAUAAGUAAACAUACAAAAAUGCAUAAUGCAUAAACGUAACUCAAGACAAAUUUAAACUUAUUUCCCACUUUUGUCUCCAAAACAUUGGACUUUCAAUCCUGAUUUCUUUUACUUCUUUCACAGAAACUGUGUAUGUUAGUGGGAUUAGAGGAAAGGGCAACUGAGGCAGCUUAACAUGGAACAUGUUACUCUUGAUCAUUUGGAAUCUCGUGAGAUUACAAGAAAAUUAAUAUAUGCCUUUAUAUAAAUAUCCUGAACUUUUGCCAUUUUUUUUAAAUGUGUAUCUGUAGGUAUUAAUACUGCUGAGAUUGGUCUAUGAAAUCUCUAUGUGGAUCUUUUAAAACAUUUUAUCAAAAAUGUACAAACUUAUUUCAUAAAAGUGUUCCUUAAAGAAAUGUGUUAUCCUUUUAAUAUAAACAAUUCAUACAAUCUGUACAAAUCUUUAAAGGGCAGGAUAUUGUGAUUUCAAUACUGUAUUUAUUAAAAUAUUGGGUAAAAACAUUAAAAUCAGGGCACAAUCUAAGUUUGAAUGAAGUCAAAAGCCAUCUGCUUAGUGAUAUUAGUAACAAUACUGCUUCAUUUUUUCUAUCUGGACUAUACAUUCUCUUGCUUUUCAAAGAAAUCAGUUUCAAGCACCAUUUUAUUGUUAUUCAAAUAGAAUUUGAUCCAAUUCACAAUUUUUUAAAUGGUGGCAUAUUUCUGCAGGUACCACAAAUUAUGAUUUAUUGAAUUUGAAUUGUUUCUUGUAAAUUUUCUUUUAAAAAAUGUUAGUAUGUAGGAGAAGUAGGGAUCCAAGGGAAACCACCGUGAAUCACUGCUAUAAGUUGUUGAAUGGGUCACAUGGUGUAGUUUGCUGUAAUAAGUACUUAACCUAGAGCCUCUUUUAGUUUACUCCCAUUUCAGGAUUAAGGUUCUUGAUUUGGUUUUUCUAUCAUGUAUCUGUAGACAUGACUAAAUUUCAAAUCUACUAGAUGCCCAUUCCUUUACAAGAUGGCUUUAAUUCUCUUCUAAUUAAGAAUCCACCAAAUUAUUGAUUUAUUCAACUGCGCAAUAUUUAGUAGAACAUGUAUUUUAUUCAACUUGAAGCUAUAAGGUUCUUCUAGUCCUUGCAUGUUUUGCUGCAAGUCUAAAAGAAUUAUCUGCAACAAUUCUAGAUACUAUAAAGUUCAAAAUGAAUCUCCUAAUUGUACUGUGAUUGUUCUUAAAUAAUUUCUUCAUGCCUUGUUUCUUUUCACAUUUCCAGCUGAAUGUUUAAUUUUUAUUAUAAAGCUUAGUCUUCUAUAUAAACUUGUACAAUGGAAUGCUGGAAUUGGAGCAUAGUGCAAGAACUGUGCACGUCCCUCUCAAAUUACGUUUAUUAAUACCAAAACAAAUUACAGGAUUUGGCUAGAAAAUAUAUUCUGUAGAGGCAACACAAUUAAUUCCUCCAGGAGCUCUAUAUAUUUAAUUUUUUCUAGUAAUAUUUUAUCAAGCUGUAAUUAAUUGAACUGCUGAGCAAAAUGGUACUCUGUAACAUUUCAUCACUAGGUUGUAUGGGAACCAUGAACAUUUGCUUAGUAAUAUUAAACAUAAAAAUUGAAAAUUAAUACCACAAUCAUCUGGUAUUACAAUUUGUGAAAAAUGAUAAAUUUUGUAUAGCUUAGUAUCACAAGACAAACAGUACAAAUCUGUUUUUAGCUAUAAUGUAAAUGAAUGCCCAAGAUGUCCUCCUGUAUACUUGUUAGGCUGAAUAAAUAUAAUUUAUAAAUCUUU
Molecule: messenger RNA, 3172 nt
Organism: Crotalus tigris (Tiger rattlesnake)
Lineage: Eukaryota; Metazoa; Chordata; Lepidosauria; Squamata; Viperidae
Gene: SNAP23
Product: synaptosome associated protein 23
Exons: 8
Coding region: 241-870 (209 amino acids)
Biological process (GO): synaptic vesicle fusion to presynaptic active zone membrane; exocytosis; synaptic vesicle priming
Cellular component (GO): plasma membrane; synaptobrevin 2-SNAP-25-syntaxin-1a-complexin I complex
Molecular function (GO): syntaxin-1 binding; SNAP receptor activity
Source: RefSeq, a predicted model, not a curated record